AUGUGGAAGAAUCUGGUGGAAUUUUGGGAAUCUCCUAAAGGUGAGGAAAGAAGCAAAAGAAAUAUUGAAAAUAGGAGCAAGUCAAUGAUGUGUCAUUAUGCUAGCUCUAAGAGUUUUGCACGUAUACGAGCAGAAAAAAAGAAAAAAGAAGGAAAAGAGCCUGAUCCUCUUGACGUAUUGCUAGAAACCCAUGAACCAAAACAGGGUUCUCGACUUGAUAAUGCAUCAGCUACUGUGAAAAAAGCAAUUCAAGAAGAUUUGGCUCGCCUCCCUCAAAGUUCUAGCCCAUGUGCUUAUGAAGAACAACGCUUAGCCAUUUUCAGAAAAUAUGUGGGAGAAGAUAAAAAUGGUUAUGCUAAGAAUUUUGGCUUGGGGGUUAAGGUUCCUCGAUCUCGUACAAAAAGAUGCGCUUUGGAGGAAGAGCGUGCCAAGAGAAUUGAAGAUGAAGAAGAUGAAGAAGAUGGGGAAAAUGCUAAAGAAGAGGAAAAUGCUGGUAGUGAAUGCAAUGAUGAAAAUGAGAAAGAUAAUGAAGAUUUUAAUGACUAUGGAGGUGAGGAACAUGACUAUCAUGCACAAAAUGAUGAAGACAUGGAAUUUUAUGAUUAUGAUUAG
Molecule: messenger RNA, 612 nt
Organism: Chenopodium quinoa (quinoa)
Lineage: Eukaryota; Viridiplantae; Streptophyta; Magnoliopsida; Caryophyllales; Amaranthaceae
Exons: 5
Coding region: 1-612 (203 amino acids)
Source: RefSeq, a predicted model, not a curated record